GCUUUGUCUGAUUUGUGAAUCGAGACUUAUUUGGAUGAACAUGUUGAGGAGAAGCUGAGCUAACAAGGCUUUCUUUUUGUAUUUGAUUGCUGGAUAAUCUUCUCCAUAUCAGUCAUGCUGCCGCUGAAGGAAAAGGACAAACCCAUCAUCCAGAAGCUGCUGGUGGCCGGAUGCUGCGCUCGCUGCAUCCUGCGGUUCUGCUGCGUCGGUGUCCAGUCCGCCUACCGGCAGCCGGAGCAGGUGACACUGCAAGAAAUGCAGGCGUUCGUGUUGAAAGGAGAAAAUGAAAAGGUUCAGGAUCCAGCGGCUGCGGCGUCCACUGGUGAAGACAACAACUCCCAUGAUGCAGCAGAAGUGCUUGAGGGCCCACCCUGUAAAAGAGUUAAGCUGGAUCCCGGCGAUCAUGCCGACCCGUCGGAGGAUGAAAAGUCAAAUCUUGGUGAAUCUCAAGUUUGCGUGGCGUGUUUGGGAAUCUUGCAGGAUUUGUGCGGCACAAACCAGGCAGUUAAGAUAGCAGACACGGUGAAGGCACAGAAGUACGAGUUCGACUCCUUGGUGCUGUCCAUCUCUCUGCCGGCUCAGCUCUGCGUCCGUGAGGUGAGUGAAAGUGGGGCCUCCGUCGUCGCAGUCAUCAGCUGCAUCCCGGUGACGCGCGCUGUUGUUUUCAUCCUGCAGCACUCCUGUUGGCUCCACGUGAAGAAGGAAGUGAGAGAAAAGGGUCUGGUGCUCGACAAAGAUGAUGUCAUCCAGGUGAAGGAGGCCUUCAAGUGGAUCAUGCAAAGUCUGGUUGCAAAGGAGUUGGGGGGCGUUGCUGUAGUUGGCAAAAGCGGCUUUGAAGUCGGCGUGGAGUUCACUCAUCCAGAAACGGACUCUGACUGCCACUUCCUAGCUAAAGUCUGUCCCGACUGCUUCAAACCCACCAAAAACAAGCAGUCGGUGUUCACCCGCAUGGCUGUGGUCAAAGCUCUGGAAAAGAUAUCCGACGACAAGUUCCUAAAGCAGUACCCCUGUCCCCCGGCCCGGCCAGCCUGCAGCUGCGUCCCUCAGGACGUGCAGUGCCUCCAUGUGUCCGUCUUCAUAGCAGGGAGGUACAACAAGUUCUGCCGCAGUCUGCCUCAGACUCCCUGGUUGAUUGAUGGAGAAAGGAGGAUGGAGUCCUCGGUGGAGGAGCUGAUUGCAGCGCCCAUCCUGACGGCCUUCAGAGCUGGCGGAUUUAAUUUCUCCUCGUCUGGUAGAGAAGACGUGGAUGUCCGGACUCUGGGAAACGGACGACCGUUUGCGAUGGAGCUGCAGAAUCCACACAGAUCCAGAUUGAGCAAACUGGAGAUGAAAGAGCUACAGGAGACCAUAAACAAGUCCUCAGAUAAGAUCAGAGUGCGAGACCUGCAGAUUGUUACCAGGGAGGCCAUGGGUCGGAUGAAGGAGGGAGAGGAGGAGAAAACCAAGUCGUACACGGCGCUUGUUUGGACCCAGAGGCCCAUUCAGAAAGAAGACAUUGGCUUCAUCGAUGAGAUCAAGGACCUGACUCUAGGUCAGAAGACUCCUCUAAGGGUUUUGCACCGGCGGGCUUUGGCGGUCCGACAGCGAGUCAUCCACAGCAUGAACGCCCGCUACGUGGACGAUCACCACUUUUACCUGCGGCUGAAAACGCAGGCCGGGACCUACAUCAAAGAGUUUGUGCACGGAGACUUCGGUCGCACUAAACCCAACCUGUGUGAGCUGCUGAAAACCGACACGGACAUCCUGGAGCUGGACGUGGAGUCUGUGGACGUGGACUGGCCUCCCGCCAUCCCAGAGUGACCCCGGAAGAUGUUCUUCAUCGGAGAAAAGCUCACUUCAGGGAGGCGGCGUGGUGGCUCUCUGGAGGGGAGGAGCUUGAGCCAAGCUCUCAGCUGACCAUAUUGGUUCUCGUUAUCCUUUCUGUUGAUCAGUCGACCUGCAUCUCAGGUUUAGUGACACUUGACAGUGUCUUCGUUCUGUUUUAAGUUAGUUCUGUAAAAGCGUCUGCAAGCAGAGAUGAUCUUUGUUUUCGAUUAAAAAGAAGUGUUGGCAAAGGAAA
Molecule: messenger RNA, 2059 nt
Organism: Oryzias latipes (Japanese medaka)
Lineage: Eukaryota; Metazoa; Chordata; Actinopteri; Beloniformes; Adrianichthyidae
Source: RefSeq, a predicted model, not a curated record